UCCUCUGCUGCGCGCUCCUGCCUGCGACAGCACAGCCGCGGUGUGGUCGCUCUGAACGCACGUUAACGGAAAGGAAAAAAAACACUCCACACGUCGGGAAGGCCUCCGCCACACUCUACACCCUGUUGCAGUCACAGCGGCGUCGGAUAUAAACACAGACACGCACGUUUUUCCAAUCCUAGUCGCUCUUUUUUUUAAUUUAAAAGCCGUUUUAAAAGACAGUCUUCGUAAUGGCGACAGCUGCGGUGUCUGCCCCAACUGGCAGCGGCCCCAGCCCCGGGCCGGGAACGGAGCUGGUCCGCGGGCAGGCCUUCGACGUCGGGCCUCGGUACAGCAACCUCUCCUACAUCGGCGAAGGCGCCUACGGGAUGGUGUGCUCUGCCUACGACCGGGAGAACAAGAUACGCGUGGCCAUCAAGAAGAUCAGCCCCUUUGAGCACCAGACCUACUGCCAGCGCACACUGAGAGAGAUCAAAAUCCUUCUGCGCUUCAAGCACGAGAACAUUAUUGGAAUCAACGACAUUAUCCGUGCACCGACCAUCGAGCAGAUGAAGGACGUAUAUAUUGUCCAGGAUCUCAUGGAAACAGAUCUGUACAAGCUCCUGAAGACUCAACACCUGAGCAAUGACCACAUCUGCUACUUCCUCUACCAGAUCCUCCGAGGGCUCAAGUAUAUCCACUCUGCCAACGUACUACACCGUGACCUGAAGCCUUCCAACCUUCUGCUCAAUACCACCUGUGAUCUCAAGAUCUGUGACUUUGGUUUGGCUCGUGUGGCUGAUCCCGACCACGAUCACACUGGUUUCCUCACAGAGUACGUAGCCACUCGUUGGUACCGAGCUCCUGAGAUCAUGCUCAACUCGAAGGGCUACACCAAGUCCAUAGACAUCUGGUCAGUGGGUUGCAUCCUGGCUGAGAUGCUGUCCAACAGGCCAAUCUUUCCAGGGAAGCAUUACUUGGAUCAGCUUAACCAUAUUUUGGGAAUUCUGGGUUCUCCCUCACAGGAGGAUCUCAACUGCAUCAUCAACAUUAAGGCCAGGAACUAUCUCUUGUCACUGCCUUUGCGCUGCAAAGUGCCAUGGAACCGUCUCUUUCCCAACGCUGAUCCAAAAGCUCUGGACCUGCUGGACAAGAUGUUGACCUUUAACCCUCACAAGAGGAUCGAGGUGGAGGAGGCACUGGCACACCCCUACCUGGAACAAUACUACGACCCCACAGAUGAGCCUGUUGCCGAGGCCCCAUUUAAGUUUGACAUGGAGCUAGAUGACCUACCCAAAGAGACACUGAAGGAGCUCAUCUUUCAAGAAACUGCACGUUUCCAGCCCAGCUUUAGGUCCUAACAUCCCACACAGAUGAUUCUGCGGACUGGCUCCUGCGUUGCCACUGCUCCUCCCCGCCUCCACACUGUUGCUGUGAUAUUAUAUUUUUAUUUUAUAUUUUUUUUUUUUUAGUUUUGGUUGGUUUUUGUUUGAAUGCUCCUCUGCCGAUGUCCACAUCUCCUGGAUUCCUUGGGUCUCACUCGUCAAGUCCACUUUGCUCAGGAAUGGCGUCAGGAAUCAAUCAAUCAAAUCAUCCUCUGUUUGGCUUUCUUUUUCUCUCUUUCUCUCUCGGAGGUCAGGACAGGUGAGGGGAGGGCGGGGUCACAUCACAGCUUACAGGGGUGGUUGGGGUUGUGUGUUUUAAGCCAAGUUAAGCAUUUUUUUUUUUUUCUAACUGUGUGUCUCAAACAACAGGGGUUGGGGGGAGUUGGCUCUGGCUAUUACUAUUCAAGACCUUUAAUGUCCAGUUGAAUGACGGUCAUAGACUAGCUGUUCUUUUUCUCUGCCUUCAUUGCACAAACAACAGAGGGUUACAUCUAAGGAUCACUGAUCGGAGGAGUUUUCUAGUACUCGUCACAGUGUUACAGGGGAUGCAGUGUACUUUUUUCCUUCUCUUUAGAAAAAAAAAUCCAAAUUUAACAACCUGAUUUAUGCAAUGAAAUCACUGAAUCAGCCAGAGGUUCUGCAGGCAACAAGCCAUCAGUCAGUGAGGACCUAUGUUUUAUCAAACGCUGUAUUUUAAUUAACACACACAAGGCCCGAAUGCAAAUAUAUACAUAUAAGACAUAUAAAUAUAUGGCCUAAAGAGUCUUAAGAUAUUUUAAAGGUGAUAAUUAGGAUUUCCUGUCUCAUCAGCUCGAGGAGGAAAGUUUCCACCUUAGCUGUGAGGAAUUUCCCACACGUCUGUAUGUACAGGGUGGUGUUUUUCAUGGUGGGUUGGGGGAGCUUUACCGCAUCAGGACAAGAAUUCAGUUACCGCUCAGCGCUUGUUUUGUCUGGAGGAAAUGUUGUUGUGCCUCCCCCUUUCUUUGUCUUCUUUUCUUCUUCUUUGUGAGUCUCUGUUGAUCUCUCUCUGUCUCUCUCUCUCUCUCUCGCCUUGUUAGAAUAAAACUGUGCCCUUUGCAUGACUGUUAAAAGCUCUGUAUACAAAGACGACGAUGUUAAGUGCCACACAAGCCGGGCGGAUCCGCCGGGAGAGCGCCCAGGCUCUGUCCGUUCUAUCUUUUGUGGUAUAUCACACUUUCCACACUCACGGUGCUUUUUGUCCUCUUUCUUUCUGUCGCUUUCACAACCUCUGUCCAUUUUUCUUUUGUCUUGUUUUUCUUUAUUUCUUCAGAUUUCAACUUUUUUUUCUUAGAUAAACUCCAUCUGCAUGCUGUAAGACAUCUUGUUGUGGUUGCAAAUAGGAGAAUAACCAUAUAACUGUAUUUAUGCCAAUCUCUCUCUCUCUCACUCACACACACACACACACACACACACACACACACACACAUUUCCUGAACCUGACAAAUGGGAUCCAGGCAUUAUAAAGUUAGAAAUUAUACUCAGAUAUAACAGAUCAUGUUUGUUUUGUUGUGGGUUUUUGUUUUGUUUUUUUUGCUUUAAAUUGCACAUUUUAACGCUGAUAGCCGUUAGCAGUGUCAGCACCAGCAGACGACUGCAGUAAAACUAAAAAACAUAAAGAAAUGCAGCAGAAGUCAAGACCAUAAUUCCACUUUUUGUCAGUAACUGCUGAUUAAAGACUGUUGAAUUUGAAGGUUUUAUUUCAAGUGAGUGGAGUUUAAAGAUUACACAUAUAUCAAUGUGUGUGCGUGUGUGUGGAUUUGGAAACUUUUGGGGAGCAAAAACGGGAUGAAAUCCCCGAAGCUUCAGCAUCUAUCCGUGUCACUUCACGCGAGAAGCACUGCAGUGUUUAAAUAUAUUUGGCUUUAAUGGCACACCUGACCUUAGGUUGAGUUGCAGAACUGCAUAUUCAAAUUGAAAACUCUUGGUAAGGUGCGCAUGACUCGUGUUAGUUAUGAUAUUAAACCAUUUCAGAGUACAUCAAAUUUAAAAUCUACCUGAAUGGAUUCUUCAAGAAUCUGACUCUGCUGCACUUAAAGUACAAAAUUGAAAUCAUUUAUUCUUUUUUUUCUGUGCAUAUGGUCAGUUGCAGAGGUAAACUCCUGAUUUUUAUGUUUUAUGCCAAGUUUAAGUCGUUUAAAAGUCGAUUUCUCCGAGGGCGGAGCUGCUCUGGUCGAUAAUAAAUCGCAGAGCCAAAGAACCUCAGUUUGACUUUUUUCGUUCUGACCUAAAUGACGUUAGACUGAAGCUGAGCGGAGCCACGACAGGACGCCGGAGCUCUGCUGAGAUGCACUCAAGCCAUAAUCGGUCAGUCAGCCAGCCCAUUGCACCUCUGACCACACCCAACUGUGAUGUCACGGCGUACCGACACACCCCUCGAGUACACGUCAACAUCACUGCAGCCACGUGAUGUUAUGUCAGUGAAAGUCGGCAAAAACGAGCAUUAAGACUCGAGAUUAACACGCUGACUUAAGACGAAAGCAAAUGUUUUCUGGGUCUGCUGAGUUUUCUGGAAAGAACAUGUAAUUUUGCACUAACUGUCAGAUAAUUGGAGUCUUCUUUAGAGCUAACAGUUCAUUGGGAAGCAAAGAUGGCAAAUUGAGAAUGAUGAGAAUCCAUGAAUGGAGACAAGCUUCAGGUAGUAAAUGAAGUGAUGCAGUUUUAAAGGUAAUUUUUGCAGUGACCCUCUGCAGAGUUUAAUUAACUUUCACCACCAGGGGCAUUGUUACCCAUGGAUGUGUUCAGAUAGUUUCAGAUAUGUGCCCCCUUUUCUCGUAAAUUUAGUCUUAGCCUGCCCUUUUCCCUAGAGGCCAGUUUGUGACCUCCUGUCAGUCUCUGUUCAGAUGGCCAUUUUUGCUGGCUGGGUUGCUGAGAGCUGCAAAGAGGGCGCCGCGGUCACCUGUAAUUUGUAAGGGAGAUGCUGACUAGUCAGCAGAAACUUGGAAAAAACAGCCACUGAGUACAUUAGUAACUUGAUCUUGCUGUCACAGGUGUUAGCAAGUGUUCGCAGACGAGUCGGCAUGUUUCUUGCAAACUACGGGACUUGCCGUCACAAGUUCUUUGGUGCAGAACUGAAACUACUUUCACUUAAUAACAGCACGCAGCUUCCUGCAGCCUCUCACCAACCAUUGUUUUACCACGGCAUUACUCAGCAGUCGACUUUACAGCAACCGCUCAAAAAUCAUAAACUGAUGAGCUGUGGAUGCCAGCUGGUUUCCUGCUGGCCUCUAAGCCUGUGUGACUGAGGCCCUUAAGCUCGCCUGGUUUCAUCAACAUUACAUUGACUCAUUGCACCAUCUUGUGGUAUAAGCUCAGAUGACAGUACAGCUGGCCCCUAGUUCAGUUUCUAUUGAUAUUGCAUAAACACGAUAAGAAGAUGUUCUGAACAUGAAGUCAAAGAAGCUGACUCUUCAUUCUGCUGACAAAAAGUACCUUUCAACACGUUUUUUUCCCCCCCUAAGACAGUCUUUAUUGUAAUUUUUAAAACAUAAUCAAACAAAUCAGCAUUAGAGAAAAAAAAGAAAAAAUCACAUAAAGAGGAGACGCCUCAAACCCUGACUGCUUUACAGAAGAGAUUAAAACUUUGUGACCUUCAAAAGUAAAAAAUAAAAAAGGUCCAGCUGAACACAUUUUCCCAGUGAUCAGGGUGAAACUGCGUGGUCUUUCAGGAAACUCGCAGACCUGUACAAAUAAAGUUUGUUUUGUAAAUGUAUACUUUUAUCUUUUGGAUCAGAUUUCCCUCUUUGCUAACAUCUGAAAAUAAAAAAGACUAUUUUUGGUUCAGUUUGCAGAGAUUUAACUAAAAAAAUAAAGUUCAUGACCAAAACUCUGAUGCAGAAAUGACAGUUUUUGCACUCAAAUUAAAAGACGCUGAGAUUCGUCUGUCCCAGUGCUCCAACGCUCGCUGCAUACACCCGUCUGUCACACGAUUAUUAAAUGCACUUGCUUCUACAGUACUUGGGAUGGGACUUGUAAUCCGAGGUGCCUGCCGGGACUUGACUCGCCUGUAGAUAGCCUUUUUUGGGGGGCGGGGGGUUUAGCGAGAACAUUAAGGGCACUGGAAACCUUACUGGGAUUAGUUGUAUAAAACAAAAAAAGCUUCUGCUGAGUUCUUUGUGCAACCUGUCUGUUUGUGCCUUUUUUGAUAGUCUUGAUAUCUGAGAUUUGAUGUGCAGCUUUCGUUCAGUCGGGAAUCCGUUGUAAUCGCAGUAUACGCGCUUAAAAAUGAACACAAUCAAGUCUGGGGGGGGUGGGAGGGGUUGCGGGGUUAUCCUUACCUUUCAUUUCUGUAAAUUUUAAAGAGAUUUGUUGCCACAGCUGUGUGAUUUGUGACUGUAUUGAAAAGAUGAAAAGCAAACAUUUAUUUUAUUUUUUUGCGUAACCCUUUUUUCCUUGAGACUUUUUUUUUUUUCCUUUUUUGGGGGGAUGUUUUUGUGCAGAUAUUUUUAUUGUAAAAUGAAUGUUAUGUUUCUAUCAGACACUAAUCUUGUUUGAGUUGUCUCCAGUGGAACUACUUCACUCUGUAUGUUUUGAUCAGUAUAAACCUUUAAUUGUGUAGUUAACAUUUCUGAAAGGAAAAAAAAUAAAUAAGUUCCUUGGUUGUAUUUUAAGGGUUUCUCUUUAACCUGCCAUAGAAAUUGUUCUGAAUUGAUUGGUCAGUUUUAUUUUGCUGUCGUGUGAAGGAUUUGACUUGAACGAAGCGUUCACUAUUAUUAAAGACUGACUGCUACUUUGAAAGAUCUGUUUUUUAAUGUUUUUCUUUGCAACUCUGCCAUGAAAAUUAAAUAGACGUUCAUUAAAGACACUGUACCUUCA
Molecule: messenger RNA, 6197 nt
Organism: Oreochromis niloticus (Nile tilapia)
Lineage: Eukaryota; Metazoa; Chordata; Actinopteri; Cichliformes; Cichlidae
Gene: mapk1
Product: mitogen-activated protein kinase 1
Exons: 9
Coding region: 231-1340 (369 amino acids)
Biological process (GO): protein phosphorylation
Molecular function (GO): MAP kinase activity; ATP binding
Source: RefSeq, a predicted model, not a curated record